Molecule: messenger RNA, 2321 nt
Organism: Oncorhynchus kisutch (coho salmon)
Lineage: Eukaryota; Metazoa; Chordata; Actinopteri; Salmoniformes; Salmonidae
Product: latent-transforming growth factor beta-binding protein 3
Exons: 12
Molecular function (GO): calcium ion binding
Source: RefSeq, a predicted model, not a curated record
CCUCUGGGUGUCCCAGCCCAGGGGAUCUCCUGCAGGGGGUUACCAGUGUGACAGAGGACGGGUCCUGGGCUCUCUUCAGCUGUGAUGCUGGCUACAGGCUCUAUGGACACUCACUGCUCUACUGCAAGGGCCAGAACUGGAACGGCACCAAGCCUGUCUGCAAGGAGUCUGAUGAUGUCUCCUGGUCCUCCUCUGUGCCUCUCCCCCCUAGAAGUCUGAUGAUGUCUCCUGAGUCUGAUAUGAUGUCUCCUGGUCCUCCUCUGUGCCUCUCCCUCCUAGAGUCUGAUGAUGUCUGCUGGUCCUCCUCUGUGCCUGUCCCUCCUAGAAGUCUGAUGGUGUCUCCUGGUAUUGAUCCUCCUCUGUGCCUCUCCCCUCCUAGAAGUCUGAUGGUGUCUCCUGAGUCUGAUAUGAUGAGUUCAUGGAAGCAGAAGGAGCCCACCGUCCCGAUGCCCAGGAUCCAGAGCCAGAACCUUGCCGUGCUGUCUGCUCUGAAGAACCACCUACAGCUUCACUACAAUACCAUCGCUAACACCGCCUCCAAGCCCGUGUCGCUGGCCAACGCACCACCUAAAGACCCCCACACCCACCUAAAAGACCCACACUCCAUAGACCGCAGCCCCAAAGCUCACCAUGUGGAGGAGAAUUUGAAAGACACCAGGGAUCUAACAGACAGAGAAGGGGCCCCUGAGAAGCCCACUAGACCUCAGGCCUCCACAUCCUCCUCUGCUACUACAGAGACCAUUACAUCCACAUCCAGCCUGCCGGUCGCUGAAGGGAAGGCGGGUGCUGACAGGGCCACCCAGUUGGAGCCUGGCCAGGGUGUUACGGAGCCAGCAGAUGUGAGCAGCACAGACACACAGGAGCCCCGUCCUCAGAAACCCACUGAGACCAGCUCCACAAGCUUCAUCAACUCCAGCAACACCACCAGCCACUGGGUCAAUGGAACAGACACGUAUGGUCAUCACAUCCAAGUGAAGGAGACUGCAUCAUUAUCUGAUGAUGAUGAUGAUGAUGGUGUUGAAACUCAUCGACGCAACGUGACCUCUCCGGAUCUGGCAUCAAACGGGUCCUCACAGGACAAUGAAACCGACACAAGUGACAGUCAUCACAGUCAGGCGAACGAGACGUCAUCGUCGCCAUUGUCCGGCGAUGGUGGUGAAACAUCUCGACACAAUGGGACCUCAUCGUAUCCGUCUGUAAACAGGUCAGACCAGCAUCUUAUUAAGGGUGCUACAAACACAGAGAAGCUGCCCAGGCCUGUGACCCUAAACAGGCGUCCGCUGUGCCCUUACCCUCCCCUGCCAGCUCAUGGCACCUUCUACUUCCGUACGGUAGACAACCCCGGUCCCCGGGACUACAAACACUACAUCCAGUACGCCUGCUAUGCAGGGUACACCCUGGCCCACGGGGAUAUCCACAGCUACUGUCUGCAGGCUGGACGGUGGAGUGGUCUCACCCCGGUCUGCUUGGAGGUGACCCCCUGCGCCCUGAACAACGGAGGCUGUUCCCAGCUGUGUAGUGUGAACCAGGAACAAGCUCAGUGUCACUGCAGACCAGGCUUCAUCCUGUUAGAGGAUCACCGUACCUGUAGAGAUGUGGAUGAGUGUGUGGAGGGUCAGCAGCAACAGCGCUGCCAGCAGACCUGCGUCAACACCUUCGGCUCGUUCCGCUGCUCUUGCCCCUAUGGACACACCCUGGCUGGGGACGGAAGGGCCUGUGUGGCUGAGUGUCCCGCAGGGUACAGAAAACAACCCUCAACCCCGAUACCUGGAGGAAACCUGUCCAGAAAGGAGUGUGUAGACAUCAAUGAAUGUGAGGAGCCAGAGGUCAGUGUACCUGGACACCGGUGUCAGUGGAAGUGUGUGAACCUGCCUGGCUCCCACCGCUGUAUCUGUCCCAGAGGAUACAAACUGUCCUCAGACAGACACCACUGCAGAGAUAUCAAUGAGUGCAGCCGUAAGAACGGUGGCUGCUCUCACCUGUGCCUGAACCAUAAAGGAAGUUACCAGUGUUCCUGUCCUGCCUCUCACCGCCUCUCCCCCUACAGUAGGAAGAAGUGUCAGCCAAGGAAAGAACAGCAGAGUAAUGUGUAGCAGAGAUCGUGUGGAGACCCUUUAAAUAUAAAUGUCAUUUAUUCUAUUGCUUCUACCAUCCCUCUGUUCGGCCCUUGAACAAUACUUCUACUAUUGAAUCUACAUUUUGUCAGGCCUUAGAUGUAUUUUUGUCAAAUCAUUACUGAGAACAGUAUAAAAACUGUUGAAAUAUUAUUGUCACAUCCAGAACAUAUCUGUAACAUUGAUAGAGGCUUGGACUGCAUAUUA